This is a messenger RNA of Solanum lycopersicum (tomato), 990 nucleotides long. RefSeq names its product fasciclin-like arabinogalactan protein 9. Gene Ontology annotation, cellular component: plasma membrane. NCBI's taxonomy places the organism in Eukaryota, Viridiplantae, Streptophyta, Magnoliopsida, Solanales, Solanaceae. Gene Ontology annotation, biological process: plant-type secondary cell wall biogenesis. The record is from RefSeq and is a predicted model, not a curated record.
UCCCAUAAAUUAACACCACAAUCCUCUUUACAACUCCACACACAUCAUAUCACAUUUGUAGCUCUUCCAACAACAACAACAAUGCCUCAUCAAAAGCCUCUUUCUCUCAUUCUUCUAUCUACACUCCCACUUCUUUUCAUUCUCACACAAGCUCAAUCACCAACAGCACCAGCACCAGCACCCUCAGGACCAAUAGACAUCUUUGCAAUCCUCAAAAAAGAAGGACAAUACAACACAUUCAUCAAGUUCCUAAAUGAAUCACAAGUUGGUAACCAAAUCAACAACCAAGUAAACAACUCCAACCAAGGCAUGACAGUUUUGGCACCAUCAGACAAUGCAUUUAACAACCUCCCAAGUGGUACACUCAACCAACUAAAUGACCAACAAAAAGUACAACUCAUUUUGAACCAUGUCAUACCAAAGUUCUACACAUUUGAUGACUUACAAACAGUAAGCAACCCUGUUAGAACACAAGCAACAGGGCCUAAAGGUGAGCCUUUUGGACUUAACUUUACUGGAAGUAACAAUCAAGUGAAUGUCUCAUCUGGUUCUGUUGUUACAAACAUUUAUAAUGCUAUUAGAAAAGACCCCCCAUUGGCUGUUUUUCAAUUAGACAAAGUUUUAGUACCUUCUCAGUUUACUGAUCCAUCUAGUGAUGAUGAUGCCCCUGCACCUACUAAACCCAAGAAUGGUACUAGUAAUGAUAAAACAACAGCUGAUGAGCCAUCACCAGCAAGUAACACUAAGCCAAAUGAUGCUAAAAGGAUCAGUGGUGGGAUUCUUGGAUUGGUUUGUGGUGUUUUCUUGAUGGCAACACUAUCUUGAAGGGGGCUACAGAGUUGUUAACUUUAUGAUCUUUUGCUUAUACUAAGCCAUUUUGUAUUACAUUGUUUUCUUCAAGAUUGAUUGUUUUUGUUCAUUUUUAUGAUUUCAUUCUUUCUAUGAUGUGAUUUCUUCUCAUCUUUUUUUUUUGGUACAAUCUUGCAAUUA